GGAGCCCCGCGCUCCAGAGAAUCCUCCGUGCCCAGCUGGGGGCUCCCCGCCUUACUGAGGGGGUGCCGCCCAGGAGGAUCCACCGCGUCCCGCGGGCCCCAGCAGGAUGCACGCCGCCCUGGCGGGGCCGCUGCUCGCCGCCCUCCUCGCCACCGCCCGCGCCCGCCCGCAGCCCCUGGACGGAGGACAGUGCCGGCCGCCCGGAUCGCAGAGGGACCUGAACUCCUUCCUGUGGACUAUCCGGCGCCAUCCCCCAGCUUACUUGUUUGGCACCAUCCAUGUCCCCUAUACCCGAGUCUGGGACUUCAUCCCAGACAACUCCAAGGCAGCUUUCCAGGCUAGUGCCCGUGUCUACUUUGAGCUGGACCUGACAGACCCCUAUACCAUCUCAGCACUGGCCAGCUGCCAGCUGCUGCCACAUGGGGAGAACCUGCAGGAUGUGCUGCCCCGAGAGCUCUAUUGGCGCCUGAAGCGUCACCUGGACUACGUGAAGUUAAUGAUGCCCUCAUGGAUGACACCCGCACAGCGUGGCAAGGGACUCUAUGCCGACUACCUGUUCAAUGCCAUCGCAGGCAACUGGGAGCGCAAAAGGCCCGUGUGGGUGAUGCUUAUGGUAAACUCACUCACGGAGACGGAUGUGCGCUCCCGUGGUGUGCCAGUUCUGGACCUCUACCUAGCUCAGCAGGCUGAGAAGAUGAAGAAGAGCACUGGAGCUGUGGAGCGGGUUGAGGAGCAGUGCCAUCCACUCAAUGGGCUCAACUUCUCCCAGGUAGCCUUUCCCCAGCAGGAGAUCUUUCUGGCCCUGAGGCAGCACUUCGCUGCAUUAGUAGAAUGA
Molecule: messenger RNA, 835 nt
Organism: Castor canadensis (American beaver)
Lineage: Eukaryota; Metazoa; Chordata; Mammalia; Rodentia; Castoridae
Source: RefSeq, a predicted model, not a curated record